AUGGGCACAUUUGCCUUGCGGACAGGAAGCCCGCAAGACCCCACUCUGUAUGAUGACAAACCCCCUGUCACGGAUUCCGAAGCCGCAGACUAUUACCAACUUGACCUCUGCCGUCAUUCGUUAUGGCUUCUUUUUUCAGUCAAUGGACUAAUGAAAUACAUCGUGAUGAAUCAACAUAGCACAUCCCGGGCGGACCCUCGGCAUGCGAGGCGAGUCUCCUGCAUCAUCUGUGCCAAGGGCAAGCGGAGAUGCUCCCGCCAGAUCCCAUCGUGCACCAGAUGCGCCGAGAAAGGCUUUGUCUGUCGAUAUCCUGCUCCUCGCAUCUCCUACGUUCCUCCCAUCGAACUCGUCUUCUCUUCUGAUGGCCCACCGACGGUGUAUCAGGACCUGCGCGGAUCCGCCGGCAACUCUGCUAGUUCCGGUGCUUCAAGUGCCACGGCAAACGGCCGUUACCAUGAGCAGCUCCUCUUGGAUAGUACUAACGAAAAUAGAAACCAUCUCGCCCAGGACUCCACUUCGUUCUUGACUGAAUCCCGUUCUGCUACCACUGGAGAUGAACCUAUAUUGGCUCCUCAUCUAUCUAACCCGUGGUUUCUAUCGCCAAGCUCCUGGGUUAUUACAGACAAUACUGAUUCCGUCCGACCUCGCGGCUGUCUCAACGAAGAGGCUCUUCGACAGUUCCCGGACCAUGCCAUGGCUUGGCUGAAACAGUGGUCUGUAAAAGGUCAUUGCCCUUUCAUUCACUUGAACCAACAAAAGACGUUCAACGGCUUCCCAGACUGCCUGCAAGAUGCCUAUACCGUUACCGCUGCAUACACAAACUCCACGCCAGCAACAAAACAACUCGCCCUGCGUAUCCUCCAAAGUCGCGCCGCACAGCUCGUCAGCACCUUUAAAGACGCCCGAUCUCUGGAAGAUCUUAUAUAUGGUCCCAUGACGGCGCUAUCCCGCCUCCAAGCUCUUCUAGUAUAUACCAUUAUAGGACUUUUCGACGGCGAUAUUCGCGCAAGGGGUCAAGCUGAAAGCAAUCUCGAUAUCCUUACGACUUGGUCAACAGAACUCUGGGAACGGGCCGUGCUGGAUAUAUCUCAAAGUCGUGCGGCUGAAGACAACCCUAGCACUGACAUCAAUGACCUUCUGGCUACGGAACGUUGCAAGAAAGUUGGAACGGCGCAAGAGGCCAUGGAUGCCGCUGCUCCUACGUCAACUGAUCCGACUAUUAGCACUACCAAAUACGACUACAUGGGGCUCAUCAUGGACGGAACUAUAUAUUCUGCUUGGCAAUCGUGGAUAUUUGCCGAGUCAAUACGCAGAACCUAUCUCACUGUUGGCAUCACCCGCUCCGUAUUUCGGGUCCUGCAGAAAGGGUGGUCCGAUUGUCCUGGUGGUAUUAUCUUUACCGCGGCGAACGGGCUGUGGGACGCAUCAGAUCCGCAUACAUGGAUGAAGCGUAUUUCUUCGUCAGGAUUUUUGCCCGUGCGGCACACGGAUAUGGGAAACUUGGUAGAUCAGACAGAUCGCUCCAAAGUGGAUGAGUUUUCGCACACUAUUGUCAUAAUAUCAUUUGGAUUGGAGAGAUAUGCACAAUGGGGGGCUGAUUCCAAUGAACAGGAAAGUGUGUCUGCAGACUCGCAGAGGCGAUUAUAA
Molecule: messenger RNA, 1647 nt
Organism: Trichoderma aggressivum f. europaeum
Lineage: Eukaryota; Fungi; Ascomycota; Sordariomycetes; Hypocreales; Hypocreaceae
Product: transcriptional regulator family: Fungal Specific TF
Exons: 1
Coding region: 1-1647 (548 amino acids)
Biological process (GO): regulation of DNA-templated transcription
Molecular function (GO): zinc ion binding; DNA-binding transcription factor activity, RNA polymerase II-specific
Source: RefSeq, a predicted model, not a curated record